CCUUGUGAGAACUGGGCGGAAAAAAUUGUAGCCAUGGGUGCAGACGGUGCAGCUGUCAAUCUGGGACACAGAGGUGGAGUGAUAGCCCUCCUUCAAGCAGAGAUUGGGUCCUUCAUUGUCCCAUUCCACUGCAUGCCACACAGAUUGGAGCUAGGGAUGUUGAGGGUGCAAAGAGAGGUCUCCAUGAUUGGGCAGGUGUAUGACCUGUUGCACCUCAUCUGGAAAACAUACCACCUAACCCCUAAAUCAAUGAGGGAACUCAAAGCACUUGGAGCUGAACAGUCACAGUGAAGGCACCGAGUGGAGUGAAAGGGACCAGGUGGCUGCCCCAUGUGUCCCGGAGUUUGAGGACCUUCCUAAAACCAGGGAAGGAUGGUAAUUCCUCUGGCCAGUUUACAGCCGUGUAUGUGCACAUGGAGCAUCUGGCAGGUGCCUCGGCCAGUGCAGAUAGCUGGCAGAGCAAAGAAGGUCAAAGUCAGCAUGGAGGAUGGGACAUGUGGCAUUUUGCCACUUCCUGUCAGACCUUUUCUCUUCCAUCAGCAACUUCAGCCUGCAGCUUCAGAAAAACAAUGUAAUCCUACCUCAGGCUGUUAGUGGCAUCGAAUCUCUCUUGGCUACCAUAGAAGCUAUGGCAGCUAGCCCCAAACCUGAUGGUAAGCUGUCUGAGUUCCUUGCAGCCAUGAAGAAGCAGCGCCAACAGAGAGGAGGAGAACCUGGGGCUGGGACGUUCAAGUAUCAGGAUGUCACGCUUUCUAAAGGUGAAGCUGCAGAGCUGGCAGAAGGUCAACCAAUCAGCCAGUGUGCUCCCAGACUGCAAAGAGCCAUUGUGCUGACCUGUGAGUCCACAGUGAAACACCUGAAGAAUAGAUUUAGCAGCCUACUUGAAGAGAACACAAAGGAUGCACCAACAGCCAAGGCAGUGAAGUGUUUCAAUGUCUUCAGCCAUGACUUUUGGGCAGAUAAUAGGCUGGAGCUCCUGAACCAUGGUGUGGAAGAGGUGAACUUUCUCCUACGACACUUCUCCACUGUCCUGGACAGGAAUGGCUGCAGCAAAGAAAAGGCCAAAGAGGAGUUCCAACUGAUGAAAAUGACGAUAAACACGUCAUUCAAGGACAAAAGCUAUCUUGGACUGUGGCAAGUCAUGACGACAAAAGAGCCCUACUGCUCAGACUUUGCGAAUAUCCUACACCUGGUCAAAAUCAUGCUGGUGCUCCCAAUCUCUUCAGCAGUCUGUGAAAAGAGGCUUCUCGUCAGUAAACAGAAUCAAGUCAGAUGUUAGAUCAAGCCUGCAUACUGAAACUGUUGAGGACCUAAUCCGUAUUAGUGUUGAGGGGCCACAACUGGAGGACUAUGAUGCCAGGCAGGAUGUUAAGCAGUUCUCCCAGGGUAAGAGGAGCAGGAGGCCUAACUAUAUGAGCUGGUCCCUAGAAUGAGAUGAAUUGCAUGGAAGAAAUUAAUGCUACUUAGUUCAAGUUCAGUUUGAAUUAAUGAGCUUUAAGUUUAUAAGUUAUUUAUUACGUUGUUUUUAAGUUACCAGUAAGUUCGAUGUUCAGAAUGUUAUGUUCAAUAUACGUUUAAUAACGUGGAACAGUAUUUUUGUACUGCGGCUCAUGCAGAGAAACUUGAAUUCAGAUUAAAAUAUUUUGCAAAUAUCAAGUUUGGGUCAUUGUCAAUCUUUAACUUUCAUCAACAUAACAUAUUAAUAACACGCUAUACAAAGAAAAAUAUGGUGCUACCUAAUUUGUUUUGGUGCUACUAAAUGAAAAGCUAGGUGGCACCAGUGUUACCUGUGAAAAAGUUAGUCUG
Gadus chalcogrammus (walleye pollock) is the source of this 1806-nucleotide messenger RNA. RefSeq lists its product as uncharacterized. Lineage: Eukaryota; Metazoa; Chordata; Actinopteri; Gadiformes; Gadidae. The transcript has 8 exons. The record is from RefSeq and is a predicted model, not a curated record. The coding region runs from base 488 to 1279 and encodes 263 amino acids.